Megalobrama amblycephala (Wuchang bream) is the source of this 1546-nucleotide messenger RNA. RefSeq names its product tripartite motif-containing protein 16-like protein. The transcript is spliced from 3 exons. NCBI's taxonomy places the organism in Eukaryota, Metazoa, Chordata, Actinopteri, Cypriniformes, Xenocyprididae. The record is from RefSeq and is a predicted model, not a curated record. The coding region runs from base 240 to 824 and encodes 194 amino acids. Gene Ontology annotation, molecular function: protein binding.
AAUAAUAAUCAGUAAUUAAUUUUACUUACAGGCAGUGUCUCUUGUUAAGUGCUGUUAAUAUGGUGGACUUCUUGGAUUUGGAUUUCUGUUUUCUGUAGAGUUUCCAGUCUCUCUCAGCUCCUCCUGAAUCUACAAAUGUAAAUGACGAUCCCUUCAGUUCUCUCUCCUCUUUUGAUGUUGUGAGAGAAUCUGUCCGUCAGCUGAGAGAAAAACUGGAGGAUUUCUGCAAAGAGGAGCUGAUGAUGAUCUCUGACAGAGUCACUUUCACCAACAUUGUUCCCAGAACCAGGAACGACUUCCUACAAUAUUCCCAUCAGCUCAAUCUGGAUCUGAACACAGUGAAUAAACGCCUCCGUCUGUCAGAGAAGAACAGAGUGAUUACUUACACUGAAGCAGCACAGUCGUAUCCUGAUCAUCCAGACAGAUUUGAUCAGUGGCCUCAGGUGUUGUGUAGAGAGAGUGUGUGUGGACGCUGUUACUGGGAGAUUGAGAGGAGUGGAUGUGUGUGUAUAUCAGUGUCAUAUAAGAGCAUCAGCAGGAAGGGUGAGCGUAAAGAGUAUUUGUUUGGGUGUAAUCAUCAGUCCUGGAGUUUGAUCUGCUCUUCCUCCAGUUACUCAUUCUGGCACAAUUACAUAGAGACGAAACUCACUGUAAACUCCAUCAGCAGUAGAAUAGGAGUGUAUGUGGAUCACAGUGGAGGAACUCUGUCCUUCUACAGCGUCUCUGGAGACACAAUGAGCCUCAUCCACACAGUCCAGACCACAUUCACUCAACCGCUCUAUCCUGGGUUUUAUGUUGAUUAUGGAUCAGUGAAACUGUGUUGAUGAAUCAGAAUAGAUUCUACCCAUAAUGCUUUGAGCUCAUGAUGAAUCAGUAACAAUGAGAUGUUGUAGAGUCUCUUAUUUUCUCUUCAUUACAUUAAUACUACAGCUAAACUUCUGUCAGUGAAAUAACAUGUUAGAAUAAAUGUGUGUACUCUUGAUCAGUGAAAAUAUGAGCACAAUUAUUCUAAUCGAAUCCAGUUUACUUUAAAGGAACACUCCACUUUUUUUUUUAAAAUAGGCUCAUUUUCCAACUCCCCUAGAGUUAAACAGUUGAGUUUUACCAUUUUUGAAUCCUUUCAACCGAUCUCCGGCUCUGGCGGUACCACUUUUAGCAUAGUUCAUUGAAUCUGUUUAGACCGUUAGCAUCUCACUCAAAAAUGACCAAAGAGUUUCGAUAUUUUUCCUAUUUAAAACUUGAUUCUUCUGUAGUUACAUCGUGUAACUAAUAUAAAUAAAAAGUGCUACUAUUACUGGGUCAAGUGUUGACGAAAAAGAUAUGUCACCGUUUUCUGAAAAUGGCUAAGGACUCAGCUGCUCGGAUAGAGCGUGGCAGGUCAUUCCACCAGCCAGGAACAGACCCAGAAAAGGUCGGUGAGAGUGAUUUUGUGACCCUUUGGGAUGGCACCACAAGGCGCCGUUCACUUGCAGAACGCAAGCUUCUGGAAGGCGCAUAAGUCUGAAGUAGUGAGUUCAGGUAUAGUGGUGCAGAGCCAGUGGUAGGG